GUCACCAUUUGCUGCUGUCACAGACUAUUCAGUUACAAGGAAUAAUGUCAUACAGCUCUGCUUGGAAUUAACAACAAUUGUGCAACAGGAUUGUACUGUGUAUGAAACAGAGAAUAAAAUUCUUCAUGUGUGUAAAACUCUUUCUGGAGUCUGUGACCACAUCAUAUCCCUGUCAUCAGAUCCUCUGGUUUCACAGUCUGCCCACCUGGAAGUGAUUCAGCUGGCAAACAUCAAGCCAAGUGAAGGGCUGGGUAUGUAUAUUAAAUCAACAUAUGAUGGGCUCCAUGUAAUUACUGGAACUACAGAAAAUUCACCUGCAGAUCGGUGCAAGAAAAUCCAUGCUGGCGAUGAAGUGAUUCAAGUUAACCAUCAGACUGUGGUGGGGUGGCAGUUGAAAAAUUUGGUGAAUGCACUACGAGAGGACCCGAGUGGUGUUAUCUUAACUUUGAAAAAGCGACCUCAGAGCAUGCUUACCUCAGCACCAGCUUUACUGAAAAAUAUGAGAUGGAAGCCCCUUGCUCUGCAGCCUCUUAUACCUAGAAGUCCCACAAGCAGCGUUGCCACGCCUUCCAGCACCAUCAGUACACCAACCAAAAGAGACAGUUCUGCUCUCCAGGAUCUCUACAUCCCCCCUCCUCCUGCAGAACCAUAUAUUCCCAGGGAUGAGAAAGGAAACCUUCCUUGUGAAGACCUCAGAGGACAUAUGGUUGGCAAGCCAGUGCAUAAGGGAUCUGAAUCACCAAAUUCAUUUCUGGACCAGGAAUAUCGAAAGAGGUUUAAUAUUGUUGAGGAAGAUACUGUUUUGUACUGCUAUGAAUAUGAAAAAGGAAGAUCAAGUAGUCAAGGAAGACGAGAAAGCACCCCGACUUAUGGCAAGCUACGACCAAUAUCUAUGCCAGUGGAAUAUAAUUGGGUAGGGGACUAUGAAGAUCCAAAUAAGAUGAAGAGAGAUAGUAGAAGAGAAAACUCUCUACUCCGAUAUAUGAGCAAUGAAAAAAUUGCUCAAGAAGAAUACAUGUUUCAGAGAAACAGCAAAAAAGACACUGGGAAGAAGUCUAAAAAGAAGAGUGAUAAGAGUAAUAGCCCGACUCACUAUUCAUUGCUACCUAGUUUGCAAAUGGAUGCACUGAGACAAGACAUCAUGGGCACGCCUGUGCCAGAGACCACACUAUACCAUACAUUUCAGCAGUCCUCUCUGCAACACAAAUCAAAGAAGAAAAACAAAGGUCCUAUAGCUGGCAAGAGCAAAAGACGAAUUUCUUGCAAAGAUCUUGGACGAGGGGACUGUGAAGGUUGGCUUUGGAAAAAGAAAGAUGCAAAGAGUUAUUUUUCACAGAAAUGGAAGAAAUACUGGUUUGUCCUUAAGGAUGCAUCCCUAUAUUGGUAUAUUAAUGAGGAGGAUGAAAAAGCAGAAGGAUUCAUCAGUCUGCCUGAAUUUAAAAUUGACAGAGCCAGUGAAUGCCGCAAGAAAUAUGCAUUCAAAGCUUGUCAUCCUAAAAUCAAAAGCUUUUAUUUUGCUGCUGAGCAUCUUGAUGAUAUGAACAGGUGGCUUAACAGAAUCAAUAUGCUGACUGCAGGAUAUGCAGAAAGAGAGAGGAUUAAGCAAGAACAAGAUUACUGGAGUGAGAGUGACAAGGAAGAAGCAGAUACUCCAUCAACACCCAAACAGGACAGCCCUCCGCCCCCUUAUGACACAUACCCACGACCUCCCUCUAUGAGUUGUGCCAGUCCUUACGUGGAAACAAAACACAGCCGGCUCUCUUCCACAGAGACCUCUCAGUCACAGUCCUCCCAUGAGGAGUUUCGCCAGGAAGUGAUUGGGAGCAGUGUGGUGUCCCCCAUUCGCAAGACAGCCAGUCAGCGCCGCUCCUGGCAGGAUUUAAUCGAGACGCCCCUGACAAGCUCAGGAUUACACUAUCUUCAGACUCUGCCCCUGGAGGAUUCUGUCUUCUCUGACUCCGCGGCCAUCUCCCCAGAGCACAGGCGGCAGUCCACCCUUCCAACUCAGAAGUGCCACCUACAGGAUCACUAUGGGCCAUACCCCUUGGCCGAGAGCGAGAGGAUGCAAGUGUUAAAUGGAAAUGGGGGCAAACCUCGAAGUUUUACUCUGCCUCGAGAUAGCGGGUUCAACCACUGCUGUCUGAACGCUCCUGUUAGUGCCUGUGACCAGCAGGAUGACGUGCAGCCCACAGAGGUGGAGGAAGAGGAGGAGGAGGAGGAGGAGGAAGGGGAGGCAGCAGGGGAAAACAUAGGAGACAAAAGUGAAAGUAGGGAAGACAAGUUAGGAGAUUCAUUGCAAGAUUUAUACAGGGCAUUGGAGCAAGCCAGUCUGUCACCGCUGGGAGAACAUCGCAUUUCAACCAAGAUGGAAUACAAGCUAUCAUUUAUAAAGAGAUGUAAUGACCCUGUGAUGAAUGAAAAACUACACAGGCUGAGAAUUCUCAAAAGCACUUUAAAGGCAAGAGAAGGGGAAGUAGCCAUUAUUGAUAAAGUCCUAGACAAUCCAGACUUGACAUCUAAAGAAUUCCAACAAUGGAAGCAGAUGUACCUCGAUCUUUUCUUGGAUAUCUGUCAAAACACAACCUCAAAUGACCCAUUAAGUAUUUCUCCUGAAGUAGAUGUAAUCACUUCCUCUCUCACACACACUCACUCAUACAUUGAAACGCAUGUGUAAGUAUAUUCUGCCCUCUGGCCAUCUGGUACCUUCUGGUACUUUGAACAAGUAUAUGAGGUAGUUUUAUAUCAGUGUAUGGGACACUUGACAAGUUAUACUUUAAACUAUGUGAAACAAACCAUAUAUGGUCAUAAUACCACUGUCUUUAAUGAGCAUUUGUGUAUUUUAUAUGCAAUUAGUGCUCAGCUUAUGUUUACCAUGUGCAAAAUCAACGGUCUUCAGUGACUUAAAAUUAACUUUUGCAAACAACUCUGAAGACAGGUGGUCUUCAAGUAGUAAAACCACAAAAAGGCAAUUUUCUAUAUAAGAUCAUCUUUUCUCCCUUUAAGUUAAUUUUAUACAAACAGGACUUCAAAAGUAAAUCACAUUUUUUCAGGUGCAGACAUCCUUGUGGGUGGGAAAGAAUUUAAACCUUUUUUAUAUUUAUUAAAAUGUUCGAAGAAUUUUCUUAAACAUUGCACAAAGUUUAAUGCUGUAGUUUUAUUUUUGUGAAAUGUAGAUGUGCAUACAAGAGUUAAGCAAAAUAGAAGAGCAUCAACAUAAGAAAAGUUCAGGUAUCUAAUAUUCGUCUUAAUAGUCUAUUAACUUGUGAAAGCUGGUUAAUGGAAAUACUAUUCCAAAUCUAUGGGGACACUUAAUGGUGUAUCAGGGCAAAGCUUUGUAAGAUGUUUUUGUAACUAAGACCAAAAUUGAAGAUAGAGCUGCUUUAUUUUCUUGGUUUAAAUCUUCCUUUAUUUUUGUAGUGACGAAAUGCUGAUUGUGUACAGAGGAAUUUGAGAGUGGAUUUUUUAAAACACAGCUAAUUCACCCAGAAAGGCAGCUAAGAUAGAUAGAUAUAUAGAUAUAAGUAUCUAUAUAUAUAAACAAUUUCAGCCCAAACUCGUGUUUUUAAACUCCGGCUCCUAAAAAACAAGGUAUAAACUGAAAUGACUCAACUUUUCAGUAAUUUUUCCAAUUUUUCCCCCAGUCCAUUAAUUACGCUUACAUAAUUAUACUUCAGGCAGGGAAGUAAAUGUUUCAUUACAGGCUGGUGUGUGUUCUAAUAUAAAAAUAAUGUUGACAAAUGAAAUGUGCCUCUCUCUCGAGGAGGAAGAGGAUGAUGGUUCAUUCAGAGAUAUAUUACAAUGAAUUCCAUGAGCAAAAGAAUUUAUAGAGGUUUUUCCUAGCUUCAUGAAUUGUUCUGUAGAGUGGAUGAAGUCUAUGAAAAAGUUCUCUUCAUAUAUUUCCAUUUAUAAGUAUCUUGUUUUUGAAAGUGAUCACAGCAUGAUAAUGACUGUGCUGCUUUUUAGUGUCUGGCUGCAUAACGUACAAGUCACAAUUUGCUGUUUUUUAGGGGGAGGAAGGGACCCUCCUUUACUAUUCUAUAUCCUAAAUCUACUUCUAAUCAGCUUUAUACUGUUGCCUGUACAGCUCAGUGAAUGUACUUUCAUCUCUAAGAGUUCAGAUAUAUGCCAGUGAAUAUUUUUGCUGUAGAGGAGGAAGUAAAAACUCCACAGCAGGGAUCAUUUUCUUUGCUUUUGAAACCAACAUUGAAUCACUCGUUUUGCAGACUUUGCACACUGUACAGGAGAGUGGCCUUUCUACAGCACAUUUUCAGUAAUCCUAUAUUUAGUCAAAAUGGAUGAAAAAUCAUGUAUUAAUAAGGUUUGUAUGGAAUUUUGGGUCUAGUGUGAUAUUUUUAUCAUUUAAAAAACUAUUUGUAAAAACAUUUAUUUACUGCAUGAAUAUUGACGUACAUUAAAUUUGUGGAAUUUUGUAUAUGUAAAAAAAAAAAAAAACCCACAAACAAAAACCUCUUGUCCUAAGAUGAAGUGUGCUUGUUACAGGUGUUUAGACUUGUUGAUGUUUACUAGACCAAAUGUGUACAUUCACUUAAAAAUAUCCGUACCUGAUGGAUGUGUCAUGGUUACAUACAUGUUUACCCUGUAAACAAUGAGCAGUUGAUGGAAAGACUAGCCGUGUUGCUACAAAGCAGCUUUUACCUUUGUAAAGUCAGCUCUGUUGUUUUAAAUGGUAAAAAUUAAACUAAUGAAGUUUAAAAGACUCGUGACUAGCUUAGCAUGAAAGAGACCUUUUAACACUAUAUUUAUCUGUACAUUUAAUUGCAUUAGUUUCAAAUCUAGGAGAGAGGCAGCACUGUAAACUGAAGUGAAAUAAAUUUAGCUCUUAAUGAA
This is a messenger RNA of Hyaena hyaena (striped hyena), 4848 nucleotides long. It is a transcript of the gene CNKSR2, whose product is annotated as connector enhancer of kinase suppressor of Ras 2. The annotation marks the transcript as partial. Gene Ontology annotation, cellular component: cytoplasm; membrane. The record is from RefSeq and is a predicted model, not a curated record. Lineage: Eukaryota; Metazoa; Chordata; Mammalia; Carnivora; Hyaenidae. Gene Ontology annotation, biological process: regulation of signal transduction. Gene Ontology annotation, molecular function: protein binding. The transcript is spliced from 19 exons.